Molecule: messenger RNA, 2435 nt
Organism: Doryrhamphus excisus (bluestripe pipefish)
Lineage: Eukaryota; Metazoa; Chordata; Actinopteri; Syngnathiformes; Syngnathidae
Source: RefSeq, a predicted model, not a curated record
UUAUACUGUAGCUUGUGACUUCCUCAUAAACGUCAUGUGAUUGCCCUGACCGUCACGUGACCAUAGUGCUAACGUCAUGUAGUGCUUUUAUCUUGAAGGGUUAGAAAGUAGAAAGCAUACUGCAGCAUGGAUUGUGAAAGUAUUCCACAGAGCCCUGAGGAAGAUUCUCCAAAGCUAGAUGUAAUUGAUCUGAGCGGCCUCCACAGGAUCACCAGGCAGUUUACAAGAUUGCUGCAAAAAGCAGAAGGGGACGAACUGGACCUUCGGCAAGCUGGUAGACUGUUUGCUGUGGAACAGAAAAGGCGAAUCUAUGACAUCACAAACGUGCUCAAAGGCAUCGGCCUCAUCAUGAAAACAUCCAAGAACAUGGUAAAGUGGAUGCAACACAUUGUUGGCAGUACAAGCACCUCCAGGCACACACAUGGACGUUCCCAUACCUAAAGCAGUACAAAACAGCCCAGCAAAGUAUCAGAUCCAUAUAAAAAGCGUCAUCAGCCCCAUCGAUGUCGUACUUCUUAACAAAAGCUCUGUCAGCGCCAUCCCUCUUGUGCUGUCCUUACCACCGCCUGAUGACAUUUUACAUCGAGCAAAGUUGGUCAUGUCCACAUCAAGCUUAUCAAAACAAACAGUGGACUUUCAAGUGCCUAAGAAAGAAAUUGUGAGUGCUGAUCUAAUAGCAGAGCUCAUUAAAUGUGAAGUUUUGUCUCCCUUCCUUCGUGUCUUUCUGCCCCCAAUUGGAAUUGUGUCUAAUCUGGACGGACGACCUCAGUGAAGUAUUGGGCUGAGUUAUUGACCUUUGACUGUUAUGAUCAGACUCCCAAAGUAUUUUAUGUUGAAUUGUGUACCCAUAUGUUGUUUUAAAUAGUUGUUUAUUUGAUAUAACUAAUAAAGAUUUUCAUAAUAUUGUCUCCACCUCAUCCAAACAAUAAUAAUAAUCAAUAUCAUACAAUAUCAAACAACAAUCAUACAAUUAUUCAUUUCCCUCAGCUUAUCAGAGUCUGAAAUAUUUAAAGUAAUUUAACUACCACUAACAUAUGUUACUGUAAUAAUCAAUUUAUUGAAUAUUAAUAAUAACCCCAAAUAAUGAUUUCCCUUACAAAUCGGGCAUGGUCAUGUUUCUACGAAGGAGCAUCUACUGCCCUCUACUGGCGGUUUGGAAAGCUACACCAAAAAAUAGUCAACCAGGGAGCUGCUUGUUCAUGUCGCUACGGCAACAAGUGUUUGCAUAAGGUUGGGGGUGAUUUGUAUUGGGCUUCCUGGUAUCUCCAACCUACAUCUAAACAAUGCCUCCUAAAAAGAAGGGCUCGGGUAAAAUGUCAGCCAAGGUGAAGUCUGCUGCACUCAUAGAUGGCCUCACCAAGGAGGAGCUGUCCAAGGAACAGAUGAUAGAGCACAUCAUGGUUCUGCGAGAAGAGCUAGACACAGAGCGUGAAGAGAGGAACUACUUUCAGCUCGAGCGGGAUAAGAUCCACUCUUUUUGGGAUGUGACAAAGAAGCAUCUGGAGGAGGCUGUUGCUCAACUUAGAAACAUCGAGAAGAAGAUAGAGGAGGAUGAGGGCCGCCACCUGGUAGAAAUCAAGGUGUAUAAGCAGAAGAUGAAGCACCUGCUGUGUGAGCACCACAACACAACCUCUGAGCUGAAAACAGACAGUCAAACAUCCACUGAGGCGAUGCAAAAAGAACAAGCCCGACUGGAGAGUGAGCUUCGCCGGAAGAUGGCGGCCAUCAGGUUGGACAUACAUGAGCUUGACAUUGAAUACCUCGCUGGCGACCUGGAGCAGGCACACAAUGAAGAAGUUUCUAAAACUAAAAAAAUCUUGGAGAAUCAACGGGCAGAAAUAGAGGCCCAGUACAAGGAAAAGCUGGAGCUGUUGCAACAGGAGAUGGACAACAUGAGGAAGAAGGAAGUGAGCGAGCGAGAGGAUCAGUGGAACAGUCACAUCACCACUGUGACCAGAGACCAUGCCAAAAUAUUUGGCGACGCACUCAUGCUCCUCAAUACAAACGUGGAGCAGGAUUUGAAUCUCACUGAGUCAAUGAAGAAUCAAAUAGAAGACAUGAAGACAAAACAAAAGGAAAAGGAAAAGAAUCUUGCCAGGGUUCUACCAGAAAACAAGCACCUCACUAAGCUUCUAUCAGAGACCAAGGAGAAAAUUGCUGAGGCUGAAAGAAAAAUGAAGAACCCCAUAAGGAAAGAGGUUCUGUUUUGUUUUGUAUGGGCAUGUGAUGUUUCAUAGACGUGUUGUUUCCAGUGGAUUGAUCUUCAGCUUUGAACAGGAGCCCAUUGAAAAGAGGAAAGCAAAAGAGCUGCGUGAUCAGAAACAGAAAUUAGAGCAACUGCAGCAGAACAUUAGCAAGCUUCAGCAGGAGCGAGACCAGCUACACAAGGCCCUCACUCAGAGUGUAGAGAGGUUUCAGCAGGAAGCAGAUGACAA